Molecule: messenger RNA, 1623 nt
Organism: Triticum aestivum (bread wheat)
Lineage: Eukaryota; Viridiplantae; Streptophyta; Magnoliopsida; Poales; Poaceae
Product: putative F-box protein At3g10240
Exons: 1
Coding region: 145-1236 (363 amino acids)
Molecular function (GO): protein binding
Source: RefSeq, a predicted model, not a curated record
GGGGUUGUAGGCUUUCCCUAAAAAACCCAACGGGGUUGUAGAUUUCGUGUACAGUACGAUACCAUCGUGCCUCUGCCGAUCCGAUCUUUCGGCCUCGCAACGACUCGCGGCUCGCGGGCGGAUCCUUCCGGCCACCGAUCGACCAUGCCGACGUCCGUACCCAACGACGUCGUCUCCGAGAUACUCUCCUGGGCGCCAGUAAAGUCGGCGUGCCGGUUCCGGUGCGCGUCCAGGGGGUGGCAAGCGCUCAUCUCCGACCCUGCGUUCGUCGCGGCGCACAAGGCCCGCACGGAGCCGCAGCUCCUCAUCGUCGCCAACUCCUUCCAUGGCGUGGCCAGCGGAGGGCGCCGCCGCCGCCGCGACCUGCGGCUGCUGGACACGGACCGCAGCUUCGUGAGGGAGGUCAAGUCCGCAGGUGACCUAUGGACCAUCACCUCCGGCCCCCGCGGCCCCGUCGGCGCCACCCGCGUCGGCCGCGUCCUCAACGUGAUUGAUCUGGACACCGGGGACGUGCUCGUGACCUCCACGGAGAUGGGCGACGGCGGAACGUUCUGCACCUUGGGCAUCGGCUACGCUGCCCCGUCGGGCAUGUUCAAGGUGGUCCGCCUCAUGACCACGUUGAGUCAUGGUCAUCAGCCGAAGCACACCUGCGAGCUUCUCGCGUUGGAAGACGGCGCCAGAGGAUGGAGGCGGAUGCAGUCACCACCAAUUGCAGACUAUUUCGGCCUCCACAAAAACUCUAUGGUCACUAUAGAUGGUGUGCUCUACUUCCUUUACAGCUUGUCGCCACCGCGGGUGGGCGGGGACUAUGUCCUCCGCCUUGACCUCGAGACCGAGCAAUGGAAGAGGUCCAUCAAAGCCCCAAAGAUGAGAUCGACGAUGCCCCGUAUGGUCGAGCUCAAUGGAACCCUUUGCAUGGUUCACUUGGAGGGACGCCGGACCAAAAAUGCUUGCACGAUCAUAUGGCUCCUGUCUGAUUUGGCCAAGGGCACCUGGGCCAAGGCGUAUGUGAUCCCGAUGCCUCAUGCCGUCGAUCUAGUGAUCCCUCUGAGGAUGAUGCGUCAUGAUGGAAAGCUAAUGUGCUAUUGCUUACAUAAUGACAGACCAAGUCCGACGCUACAAGUUUAUGAUCCGCUCAAUGGGAUAUGCACACAGCUCCCAGAUCUUCCAGGUAACAAUUUGAGCGACGUUGGUUUUUGCGACUUGCACUUGGAAUGUUAUAUACGGUCCACCUAAGAUCUCACCAACGGCUGCAACGGUUGAAUCGAUUCUCUCAUCUGUCAGUGUUGUUUGACAAAUCAAAUGAUGGGUUUGGUGUUUUCGUUGUCGGAUGUUUGGAACAACAUGAAGAUGCGAAGAGCAGAGCUCCAGAUGACAAUUUUGCAGGAAUUUAUCUAGCUUUAUUUUUAUCGAUGUUCUUAGAGCAUGGUUAAUAAUACAUCCAACAAUCGGCUAUAAGGAGUUACCGUAUGUCACCUAUAGUCAACUUUGUAGCCGGCAUGUACAAUAGUAAUUUAUAUGUGUACUAUUUUAUUAGUAGUUGGUCCACCUUACAACCUUAUAAAGUGUUUUGGGGCUCGUGCUAGAGCCGGCUACUAGCCAAGAACCCGCUUCUCUUCUCUU